Nelumbo nucifera (sacred lotus) is the source of this 1730-nucleotide messenger RNA. RefSeq names its product putative sugar phosphate/phosphate translocator At5g25400. NCBI's taxonomy places the organism in Eukaryota, Viridiplantae, Streptophyta, Magnoliopsida, Proteales, Nelumbonaceae. The record is from RefSeq and is a predicted model, not a curated record.
CCUCAAAGCCAAAGGCUCAAGCUUCCCGUCCAGACUUCCCUAUUUCUCAGUUCAGGGAGAGAGGGAGAGAGAGAAACUCAGGAGUCAGGAGUCGGGAGUCUUCUUCUCUGAGACAAAACAACUUGAUUCCUCCCUCACAGACGACUGGCCCAUUCUCCUCUCCUUAUCCUAACUCACCCACGACCUCCUGAUCUCGUCCUUCUUCUCUUUUUAAUCUACGCUUCCCCUCUUCCCUCCUCCCCCCUUCACCCGCCACCCCUUAAUCGCUCCGCCAGUUCUAGGGUUUACAGAGCAAUGGGGAAGGGAGGAUCUCUGAGCGAGAGCGUCGUCAAGAAGAUCCUGCUGUCCUACACCUACGUGGGCAUAUGGAUCUUCCUCAGCUUCACCGUCAUCGUCUACAACAAGUACAUACUCGACAAGAAGAUGUACAACUGGCCCUUCCCCAUCUCCCUCACCAUGAUCCACAUGGCUUUCUGCUCCUCCCUUGCUUUCCUCCUUGUUCGUGUCUUCAAGCUCGUCGAGCCCGUCUCCAUGUCCCGAGAUCUCUAUGUCUCCUCCGUCCUCCCAAUCGGAGCUCUCUAUUCUCUUAGUCUCUGGUUCUCCAAUUCCGCCUACAUCUACCUCUCUGUGUCCUUCAUCCAAAUGCUCAAAGCCCUCAUGCCUGUCGCCGUCUACUCGAUCGGGGUCCUCCUUAAGAAGGAGGCUUUCAAGUCCGCUACAAUGGCCAACAUGGUCUCCAUCUCCGUUGGUGUCGCCAUUGCUGCUUACGGGGAAGCACGAUUCGACACCUGGGGCGUAAUUCUCCAGCUUGCAGCUGUCGCCUUUGAAGCCACCCGCCUGGUCAUGAUCCAGAUCUUGCUCACUUCCAAGGGAAUCACUCUUAACCCAAUCACUUCUCUUUACUACGUCGCUCCUUGCUGUCUUGUCUUUCUGUUCAUCCCCUGGGUGCUUGUUGAAUUCCCCGUAUUGAAGGAGAUGUCAAGCUUCCACUUUGAUUACGUGAUCUUCGGGACCAAUUCGUUGUGCGCGUUCGCAUUGAAUCUCGCGGUAUUUUUGCUUGUUGGGAAGACCUCGGCGCUCACCAUGAAUGUUGCUGGAAUCGUGAAGGACUGGUUAUUGAUUGCAUUCUCGUGGUCGGUGAUCAGGGAUACUGUGACUCCAAUCAACUUGUUUGGAUAUGGGCUCGCGUUCUUGGGUGUUGCAUAUUACAACCACUCGAAGUUGCAGGCGCUUAAGGCCAAGGAGGCACAGAAAAAGGCAGCUCAGGCGGAUGAGGAGGCUGGACGGCUGCUCGAGGUGAGAGAAGGGGAAGGUGCGGGUAGGAAGGCCGAUUCACAGGCCUGAUUCUAUACUUGAUUCAGAUAAAAUUUUUCUAUCUAACAAAUGAGCACAGGAAAGAAAGGACCGGAAAUGGGUUGCCUCGGAUGGAUUUCGAGGCAGGUUUCCCAUUUGGGUAUGUUUUUUGUUUUUUGUUUUUGUUUUUGUUUUUGUUUUUAGAUAUUCGUUUUUUGUGUUAGUUCAUGGUGGUUAAUACUGAAGGAUCGAGUUCUCUGUCUGUUUUCUACUUUGCCAAUUCCUGUAUUUGAGUAGAGAAAGAAUCUCGAAGCUCUUCUUUUUCUUUUUUUUUUUUUUUUUUACUUUGUUAAGCACAUGUAGGAACUCGUUCUUCUCCACUUGGAGAAGAUUUAAAUGCUUAUUUAUUAAUAUGUGUUUCCCCUUGAAUUGAAUUA